Molecule: messenger RNA, 3874 nt
Organism: Trifolium pratense (red clover)
Lineage: Eukaryota; Viridiplantae; Streptophyta; Magnoliopsida; Fabales; Fabaceae
Exons: 9
Coding region: 123-3524 (1133 amino acids)
Molecular function (GO): protein binding
Source: RefSeq, a predicted model, not a curated record
UGAGAACCUCGAUUCAAACAAGGUACUUACUUUCCCAUCUACUACUACUUUCGCCAACGCUCUUCAUUUCUUUCGCCAACGCUCCAGCUUUUGCAAUUCUCCAAUCCAACAAAGUGUAAACCAUGAAAAGAAAAAAACAUUCAAUUCCCUCUCCAAGGGUUAGCCAAAGAUCCAACAAAGCAAAAGGGAAAGUUGUUGAUGAACUUUGCCCUUACUUUGAUAAUAUUCCAUCUCACAUCACUGUGCAAAUUUUGCUUCAACUUCCGAUUGAGUCUCUUCUCAUUUGUAAGUGUGUCUGCAAAAUGUGGAAAACACUCAUUUCAGAACCACAUUUUGUUAAAUUGCACUUUCACAAAACACCCGUUAGUCUCAUGAUUCGGACAAAAGACCCUACACAAGUGUCAAGAACUCUAUACCUUCUUCAGUGCAACCCUGAAAAGUUUGAGAUUGGAACUGACGAUCAUGUGAAGCUUGAGCCUUUCAAGCUUCCUCUUCGUGAUGCCAAUUCAAAAUUUGGGGAGAAACCAGACGAGAUAAAGAAUAAAUCUAAAUGCCCUCAUCGCGGUAAGAGAUUUGUAUCGGAUAAAAAUGGCGAGAGCAGUAAUAGAGUUAGACAAAGCAAUUAUAUUGUUACCACACCAGACCUUGAUAAGUUUAAUAUUGUGAAUUCUUGCAAUGGCUUGCUUUGUUUGACUGACUUGAUUAUUGGAAACCCUCUAGUGGUUUGCAACCCGGUCAUUGGGGAGUUCAUAAGACUUCCUGAAGCUACUACAACUCAAGUAAGAAAGAAACAACAACAAACUGCACUUGGUUUCCUACCUAAAACUAAUGAAUAUAAGGUGAUAAAAAUGUUGGUUAGUUAUGGUCAACGUGUCAAUGACUGUGAGAGUGUGAUCCUUGAGAUAAACACACUUGGAACACCAUCAUGGAGAAAUGUUGAAGUGGAUUCUCAAGUUUCUAUUCCGCGGCUCAAGUAUCCCACUUGUGUGAAUGGUGCAAUUCAUUGGAUCGGAUUUGAGGGUGGAUUUGAGGACCAGCAAAUGUCUCUAUUGUGUUUCUGUCUAGAAAGUGAGAGAUUUCAAUCAUUUCCUUCUCCUCCACAUGUGUUUGGAAAUCAUAAUAACAGUGUUAACACCUAUAUUACUAUGGGAGAAUUAAAGGGAUUUCUUUACAUUUGUGACUCGACCUUUUUCACUGAUGUUACAAUGUGGGUUAUGAAUGAAUAUGGCAAUGGAGAAUCGUGGACUAAGCUGUACAACACAACAUUAGCCAGUUCUUUGGGGAGUCCCGAUCUGUCACAUUAUCUGCCACAUCAUUGUUUAUGUUUUCCAAUAAAACACUUUGAAGAAGGUGAUUCCGUAUUGUUAUAUCAUUCCUGCAAUUAUUUUAUCUACUAUGAACCUACGAAAUAUGGAUUCAAAGUUUUUCAAAUGCAUGGGUCUGGUUCAAAUUUUGUUGAAAUAAUUCCACAUAUUCCAAGUCUAAUCUCAUUGAAGGAUGUCGUAAAAGUUGACAACAUUGAGGUGCUGAAUAUCCACUCAAGGUGUUCAAAGUUUAAAUUGCACGAAGAAAAUGAAGCUUUUUCAUUGUCUCAAGUUCAACCGAUUGAUGGAGACUUGGAAAGUAUACGCUUAUUAUUUUAUUUUGACUAUGACAUCAUAAAUAUAUCUUCCUCUUCUUCCUCGUCUGAUGGUGUUGGUGAAGAAUCUGGUGAAGAAUCCGAUUGGUGUGCAAAUUUUAAAUUGUGUGAAGAAAAUGAAGAUCUUGAUUAUGACUUGACAGGUACAACUGAUAAGAAGAGGUUUAAAAAAUUGCCACUGCAACAACUUCCGAUCAACUCUACAAUGGCUUCUACCAUGGAUGAGGAUGAGGAUCUUGAUUCUGCAACUGGUUCAAUCAGGUCAAACACCUUCAAUUUCGCCAUGAAAAGAAAAAAGCAUUCAAUUUCCCCUACAAGGGUUAGCCAAAGAUGUAAUAAAGCAAAAGGGAAAGUUGUUGAUGAGGAAGAAAGCCAUCAACUUUGCCCUUACUUUGCUAAUAUUCCAUCUCACAUCACUGUGCAAAUUCUGCUUCAACUUCCGAUUAAGUCGCUUAUAAUUUGUAGAUGUGUGUGCAAAAUGUGGAAAACACUCAUUUCAGAACCACAUUUUGCUAAAUUGCACUUUGAGAAAACACCUGUUAGUCUCAUGAUUCGGACAAACGACCAUAGACGAGUGUCAAGAACGUUAUACCUUCUUGAGUGCGAGCCUGAAAAGUUUGAGAUUGGAAGUGACAAUCAUGUGAAGCUUCAGCCUAUAUUCAAGCUUCCUCUUCGUGAUGCUAAAUCCCUUCUUCACUGUAACAGAUUUGUUUUGGAUAAAAACGGCGAGAGCAGUAAUAGUGGCAGACAAGGCCUUUAUAGUAAACCAGACCUUGAUAAGUUUAAUAUUGUGAAUUCUUGCAAUGGCUUGCUUUGUUUGUCUGACUUGAGUACUGGAAACCCUUUAGUGGUUUGCAACCCAGUUACUGGAGAGUUCAUAAGACUUCCUAAAGCUACUAUAACUCGUUUUAGGUUAAACACAACUCAAGUAAGAAAGAAACUACAAACUGCUCUUGGUUUUCUACCUAAAACUAAUGAAUAUAAGGUGAUAAAAAUGUUGAUUAGAUAUGGUUUCCGUUCCAAUGACUGUGAGAGUGUGAUCGUUGAGAUAAACACACUUGGAACAUCAUUAUGGAGAAAUGUUGAAGUGGAUUCUCAACUUUCUAUUCCGCGGCUUAAGUAUCCCACUUGUGUGAAUGGUGCACUUCAUUGGAUCGGAUUUGAGGGUCAGCAAAUGUCUAUAUUGUGUUUCUGUCUAGAAAGUGAGAGAUUUCAAUCAUUUCCUUCUCCUCCACAUGUGUUUGGAAAUCAUAACAAUAGCACUUAUGGUAACACCAAUAUUACUAUGGGAGAAUUAAAGGGAUUUCUUUACAUUUGUGACUCGACCUGUUUCUCUGAUGUUACAAUGUGGGUCAUGAAUGAAUAUGGCAAUGGAGAUUCCUGGACUAAGUUGUACAAUAUUGAUACAUUAGUCAGUUCUUUGGGCCGCCCCAAUCUGUCACAUUGUGGUUUAUGUUUGCCAGUAAAACACUUUGAAGAAGGUGCUGCUGUAUUGUUAUAUCAUUCCUGCAAUUGUUUUAUCUACUAUGAACCUGAUAAAUAUGGAUUCAAAGUUUUUCAAAUUCAUGGGUCUCGUUCAGAUUUCUUUGAAAUAAUUCCACAUAUUCCAAGUCUAAUCUCAUUGAAGGAUGUCAUUAAAGGAGACAACAUUGAGGUGCAGAAUAUCCACUCAAGGUGUGCAAAGUUUAAAUUGCGUGAAGAAAAUGAAACUCUUUCGUUGUCUCAACCGAAUGAUGAAGACUUAGAAAGAAUACGUCGUUCUUCAUCAUUUUAUUUUGAAAUCAUAAAUAUAUCAUCUGAUGGUGAUAUGUCUUCCUCCUCAUCUGAUGGUGAUAUAUCUUCCUCCUCAUCUGAUGGUGUUUUUUUUUACGGCCUCAUCAUCUGAUGGUGUUGGUGAAGAAUAUAGCAUUCUUCCUAAGAAGAGUGUGCAAAUUUUAAAUUGUGUGAAGAAAAUGAAGAUCUUGAUUGAUGACUUGACAAGUACCUUCCUCCUCUGGUGGUGAGGCAUUUGGUGAAGAGUACAACUGAUUAGAAGGAAUUUGCAUAUAUUAGUUGUGCGACUUUUGAAAAAAUACAGAUAUGGUUUUAGGAUGCAAACAUCUUGUAAACUUUAAUCUAGAUGUUCAUUAGUCAUUAUCUAUGGUUUUACGAAACUGAUUUGUUAUCUUGUUUUGUUGGCUUGGUUUAGAAAAGGACAAUGACUAUUGGUUGUUCUUUUUAUUUUGUUUCUUGAUC